Molecule: messenger RNA, 1935 nt
Organism: Purpureocillium lilacinum
Lineage: Eukaryota; Fungi; Ascomycota; Sordariomycetes; Hypocreales; Ophiocordycipitaceae
Molecular function (GO): flavin adenine dinucleotide binding; N,N-dimethylaniline monooxygenase activity; NADP binding
Source: RefSeq, a predicted model, not a curated record
AUGAGAGUCGACGCGACGCCCCAGACCACCAAUGGCGCUCCUGACCUCGCGCUCCUCUCGAAAAAGUACGAACAAGAAAAGCAGAAACGCCUACGCCCAGAUGGCAACGCCCAGUACCUUGAGCUGAAUCUCAACACGUCUUCACGCCUCAAAGCCCUGGCUCACGACCCAUGGGUAGACCACGCGGCUCUUAAUGCCCAGGCUCCAAGUCUUCGCGAUGGAGACGACGUGCGCUUGCUUGUCCUUGGCGCAGGCUACGGUGGGCUACUGUAUGCUGUACGCUUCCUGGAGAUAGGCUUCGCAGCGGCGGACAUUCGACUAGUCGACACGGCAGGCGGUUUCGGAGGCACCUGGUACUGGAACCGCUACCCGGGCCUAAUGUGCGACGUGGAGAGCUCUAUCUACAUGCCUUUGCUGGAGGAGACGGGAUACAUGCCAAAGCAUCGCUUUUCUUACGGGUCCGAGCUGAGGCAAUACGCCGAUGACAUCGCCGCAAAAUGGAAUCUGGCUGAUAAAGCCGUCUUCCGUACGCAAAUACGCUCCGUUGAAUGGAACGAUACUAAGCGGCGCUGGAGGGUGACCAUGACCCAGGAUCGUGGGCCAGACGAGCAGAGUAUCACAAUGACCGCCACGUCGCAAUUUGUCGUUAUGGCAAACGGGGUGCUCAACCAUCCCAAGGCGCCCAAGAUCCCGGGCCUCGAGACAUUCGACGGGCAAAUGAUGCACACUGGCCGAUGGGACUACGGCAUCAGUGGCGGAUCACCCGAAAACUGGAACCUAGAUGGACUCAAGGGCAAGAGGGUUGGUGUCGUGGGCACUGGCGCGACGGCUAUCCAGUGCGUCCCCCAACUGGCCAAAUGGGCAGAUCAGCUCUACGUCUUCCAACGCACGCCAUCCGCCGUCGAUGAACGCGGGCAGAGACAGAUGACAGCCGACGAAUGGAAAGCAGUAACAGCCGGCGAGGGCUGGUGGCGCUCUCGUAAUAAGAACUUUCACCAUGUCAUGGCCGGCAUUCCUGUCCCAAAGAAUCUCGUCGACGAUGGCUGGACCAACAUCGAUGCCUACAAGUACUUGAGUGGAGCGCCCCACGAGCCCCCGCUGAGAAUGGAAGACAUACCGGCACACGUGGGCCAUAUCCUCGCCCUGGAUGCGCCGCGGACCGAAAGGUUAAGACAGAGAGCGGAAGAAAUCGUCACCAAAGACAAGAAGACUGCAGAGGCGCUUAAAGCAUGGUACCCUUCAUAUUGCAAGCGCCCCUGCUUCCACGAUGAAUACCUGCCUUCGUUUAAUCUCCCCCACGUCAGUCUGGUCGACACCCAGGGCAAGGGGAUCGACAAAGUGACGCCCUCCGGAAUUGUGGUGGGAGAUGUCGAGUACGAGCUGGACAUUAUCGUCUGGGCCACGGGAUACCGUGCCCCGAAUGACAGCAGAUCUGAGCCGGGCAGGCGCUCCAACGCCAUCAUCACUGGCAGAGAUGGCAAAACCCUUGCGCAAAAGUGGCUGGACGAAGGACCUGGCACUCUACACGGAGUCUUCACCCAUGGGUUCCCCAACCUGGUGCUUACGGGGCCUUCGCAGGCCGCGGCCUCGGCCAACUGGAUGUAUGUGCAGGACGUUCUGUCGCGCCAUGCAACCCACAUAGUGUCCGAGGCGUUUCGUCGUGCAGAGGACGCUACACAAACGGUUGCCAUUGAGCCGGCCAAGGAGGCCGAGGAGGCCUGGACAAGCCAUAUCACGUCGCGAGUGGCCUGGCUGGCGUCGCUCCAAGUGUGUGGGCCGAGCUACUUCAACAACGAGGGCCAGAAGCAGACCCACGAGGAAAUGAUGAAGACGCUCAGGGGAGCCCACGACUCUCGCGGCAUUCCUGCCUAUGAAGAGACACUGGAGCAGUGGCGGGCCGCCGGCGGCCUCCAAGGCAUCGAUGUGACCUGGUGA